CAGUCGCUGAAUGGACGUUUGUGUUUUUUUUUUAGGCGGCUCGAUGCGGAUCGAGCGCACGUUAAGCGUUAAAAAGAGUGUAAACAUGUGACAUUCACUCCAAUGAUUGCCAACUAUGAAGAAGAACAGAAACGAAAUGGUUGCUGCAGCAGUCGGUCGCUACUUAAAAGGAAGGCAGUACAUGGACUGCGAUUCCUUCAAGAAAGCUGACGUGAAGCUGCAGCAAAGCGUAGCCGACUAUGCAUUGAAUGGAACGGUGGCUUCCGAGACGGGAGCCAAAAAUGUUCUAAGCUACAGCCCUGUAAAUAAGGAUGCUCAAGCUGUAGAGCAGCAGUUUAGCAAGCUCAAGAACUUCAUUGCCGACGCUUGCGAACCCUUCAAGUCCGAACUCACCUUCAUGUUGUUCCCAGUGUUUGUGCAUUUGUACCUUGAACUCAUCAGCAAUGGUCAAAAGUCUUCAGCUCAGAAGUUUCACAAUCGUCAUCGAAGCACAUUUCAAUCAUCAGACCAAUAUCGUAUGAUCAUGGACAUGCUGCCCAGCAUAACUUCUGCAUCAGAUGUACCGUCCCAUCCUCAUGUAAAAGAAUUCAGAGAAAACAAGUAUUCGGUAAAACUCUCGGAUGACAGCUUGGAGUAUGUUUUAAAUUUUUUGAGGGAUAGCGACAACCUCAUUUUGCUACAAGUCUUCAACUUGCACAUUGACAUUGAUGUACAGCUUGCGCAUGAAAAAAUGAAUGGGGAUGCGCAAGCCUUGGGCUUGCAGCAGCAGUUGGUCUCAUCAUCGACAGCAGCGAGAGCUGGCAGUGCUGAUAACAAGCAGGCACCUUCCAUUGAACACUGCAAGGAAUCAUUAACCUCCUUACGUCAGGCCAUCAAGAACGUCAAGGAAGGGGCCCCCUGCAUUCCUUCCAUCUGCCUCUACACGGUCAACGACCGUCUGUCUGGGCUCUGUUCGGCGUCGCAAGUGGAAGACGGCAGCCUCUUGGCUUGUGGCUUUGAAGACUCAUCUAUUCGGCUCUGGAGUCUGCUGCCACGUCCCCUCAGGACAGACCCACCCGAUGUGGACAUCAGCAGAGUCAGGCUGUACUGCGAUGAUGACGAGAUGGGUCACUGCGGCGCACCCCAGGAGAGUGAUAGCAGAUUGCUGCGAGGCCACCGCGGCCCCGUGUAUGACCUUGACUUCCUGCCUGGAAAAGAGUUGAUGCUAUCGUGCUCCGAAGACACCACAGUGCGAGCGUGGAGCUUAAAAACUCACAGCAAUGUUUCCAUCUACCGAGGUCACUCAUAUCCUGUCUGGGACCUUGAUGUUGGGCCAUUGGGGUUGUACUUUGCCACGGCGUCAAAAGACAGCACGGCAAAGAUCUGGACACUUGAGAGAACGUACCCACUGAGGAUACUAGCUGGCCACAACAUGGACGUGGAUUGCGUGAAGUUCCAUCCCAACAGCAACUACGUGGCGACUGGUUCGAGUGACCGGUGCCUGCGGCUCUGGUCAGUGCAGGACGGCCGGGUGGUGCGCAGUUUGCCUGCUCACCGGGGAACCAUCUUUGCUCUCGCCUUCUCUCCCGACGGGCAGCUGCUUGCCUCAGCUGGUGAGGACCGCAGGAUCAAAGUAUGGGACCUGGGGAGCUCUAGCUUACUCAAGGAGCUGCGAGGCCACACGGACGCAGUCUACAGCAUCUCUUUCAGUCGUGAUGGCUCAGUGCUUGCCUCUGGUGGUGCAGAGCCACUUGUUCACCUCUGGGACCUUCGACGCAGCGUUGGAUCUUCACCGAGUGACGCAGAUCCCAAUGGCCACAUGUCUCCGGAGCAUCUGGCAAGCUUUCCCACAUCCACAUCUGCACUUCAUCUGGUGCGAUACGCACCUCGAAACCUCCUCACCCUUGCUGGUUCUGCAGCGGCUGGUACCGGUGCCGACAUCUCUUCCAUUUCUUGACACAUUUGGUGCACUAAACACAAGGCCAAGUUCGCAAGCUCUCGAGCCACUGGAAACCCACCGUGCCGCGUUCUGCCUUCUUGCUCAUUCAGUGCUGAAAGACAUUCGGGCCGAGAGACAGCCACGGAGACUCACAGUGCCACAAAUUUUCUUGUGCUUGUUUAAAAAAGAAAUAUAAUGGAUUUUGAUGGA
Molecule: messenger RNA, 2128 nt
Organism: Rhipicephalus sanguineus (brown dog tick)
Lineage: Eukaryota; Metazoa; Arthropoda; Arachnida; Ixodida; Ixodidae
Product: TAF5-like RNA polymerase II p300/CBP-associated factor-associated factor 65 kDa subunit 5L
Exons: 14
Coding region: 116-1936 (606 amino acids)
Biological process (GO): transcription initiation at RNA polymerase II promoter
Cellular component (GO): transcription factor TFIID complex
Molecular function (GO): protein binding; RNA polymerase II general transcription initiation factor activity
Source: RefSeq, a predicted model, not a curated record